UCAUAUCUUAUCAUGAGAAAUUUGCGAUUCUACUUGUAAAUCCAAAACUGUGUCGUUUAUUUAGUAAAUAUUUAGUUUAGUUUCUGCUUAUGAUACAAAAUCCGUAUCAAAAUAAUAUUAUUGAUAUAAGGAAUAUUUACUUUUAAUUAGUUUUAGAUAAUAUCCUUUUGGAAGAAGAAAAUAAAAGUAUAUCAAGAUUGACAAGAUAGGAAGAAAGAACGGUGCAUUUAUGAAAUAAGUAUGUAAGGCGAAAUAUUAAAAAAAAAAAUCCAAAUUGAUUGGUUGUUUAGUAAUGAUUCAAGACGAUGCAAUUUUCAUAUGAGGCUAAACAUUAAUUGAAAGAGGAGUGAACAAGUCGGUUCAAACAUGGAUCUAUCUAUAAAUGUACAGAAAAAACAAUUAAAGUUUGAUAAUAUGAUAGAAAGUCAGCGUGCAUCAACAGACCAGUCCAAUGAGUCUGAUAGCCAAUUGAACCCUUUGUCAAGAAAUAAUGAUGAUGCAAGGAGGAUUCCAUGUAAGGUAUUAAAGCCUCCAUUUUUAUACACUAAACGCUCAGGGACUGCGGGAAUUGGUGGUCAACUUUACGAGACUAAACUGUUAAGUCUAUUUUUCCUUAGAGCUCUUCAUCACAAGGAUAUAUCUGAGUUUAAUUUAGCAACAAAUAUUGAAGGAAUCGGAGCUUUCGAUGAUAUAGUACUUAAAUAUGAGACAAGUAACAAAGAAACACCCAAAGUUUUGUUCAUACAAGCCAAACAUAAAGAGGAACCAGAUCAAAAUAAAAUCACUAUACAUGAUUUUUUUAAAGAGUAUGGAGAUUUUUGCCUACACAAAUAUUUCGAUAGUUAUUUGAAUAUUAGAAGUAAAUUCAACAGGAAUAAAAAUGACAACAUUUUUAAAAAUGCUUUUAAAGAUGUCGAUUGUAGAUUUAUAAUUUAUACGUCAGCGAUAGAGAAUAUUCAAGAGAGGGAUAUAAUAAUGGAGGACAAUUCAGCUCACUACAUUCCUCUUCUACAUACAAGCAACACGGGGAAAGUUUUUCGGUUAGCUUUCAACGAUAACGAUGUUGAAGGACUGUUAGAAACCGUUUUAGAUGUACGGACACAACUCUUAGGCAAGACUUUAAUGAAAUUUCUUUUUAAAGACAAUUAUAAGAACAUGCUGGUUGAUGAUUUGAUGAAAACAUAUCACGUUUUCUUAGCGCAACAAGUAAUUACAAUAAUUUCAGACGCUGGGCUCGAUAAUCCAUUCUUGGAAGGAAAAUUCCGAGACACAUUUUUAUCGAGCAAACAAAAGGUUCUUAAAGUUUUAAAGCAAUCUAUUCACAAAGAGUUUUCUUUAAAAUACCCAAAAUAUUGUUUUGAUAAAAUUGAAAAAUUGAUCACAGAUUUCACUUUUAAAUUACCACUUAAUUUUGGCAACUUAAAUUUUUAUAUUGGUGACAGUAGUAGAAAGAGUGAACGAAAGUUAGUGUACAUUUGUUCAAAGAUCAAACAAUUGAUUGACAGGGCUGAUGCUUCUCUUUUAAUACGAAUUGAUGACAAUAUGGUGGGGCUAGGGGAGAUACUACAACCGAAAGAUUUUGAAAUAUACAGACUAGGUGGUCUUGUUGGCAAUAUGUUUGUGGUCGACGAUAAAACACAUAGACUAAAGUUCAAUGAAUCUAUGGAAUCUUUACCUCCAUCUGUAGUUAGAAUUUUCGAACUCUUAAAAACCCAAUACCCUCCAGGCUUCAAUUUUAAUAAAUAUAGAUUUCAAGUAAACACAAGUCUAUUUCCAAAAUUUUUUCUUGGAAGAGAUAUGCACCUAUGGAGCUUAGUAAGAGAAUUUCUCGACAACCUCGUAUUUUGUACAAAUCAAGCCUGUGAAAACGAUGUUGAAAAAGUUUUAAAAGAUGAAAUACCGAAAUAUUGCGAACUUAAUUUAGAUACCGACAACCUACGUUUUCGCAUGAAAUGUACAACAAUAUUUCUGAAAGUUCACGACGCAAUUCAAAAGUGGUGGAAGCAAUCAAACAAUGUCCCAUAUUUGGAUGAAAACUGUACAUUUUUCAAUGAAGCUAAGGAAGAGUUAUUCACUAAUUCCCUGUUAAACACUUUUCAUUUCAUCUAUGUUACGAAGUUAAGUAUGUACGACAUAAAAUUCAAUGAUGAAUUUCUCUAUUUCAAUGAAAACGAACAAGGGUUUUUAAAUAUAGUUACAAAUAAUAUAAUUUUCACUAGUAUAAAAUUAAUUCAGUGCUUGCCUCGCAAUGAAAAAUAUUCUUCGCAAAUAUUUAUACAUCUAGAUUUUGUUGUGUCGGAAAAUUGUUUUGACGAGAUGUUAACACAAUUGAAAGAAGUAAAACUUAAAACAAUAUUUGUUGUAUGCGAAAACAAUGAUUUAUAUCAAAAAAUAAAUAAUAUUUUGGCAAUAGCACAAAGUUUUAUAGUUGUGAUUACCACAAAUGAAAUUCGCGAGCAGGCUUUGUCAAAAAUAGAUUCAGUUGAAUAUAACCAAAUACGCGACGACAAGACCGCUUUUAUUGAUCUCACUACAGAAACUCAAAGGAAAAUUCUUAACAAAACCAACGUGAUAUUUCAAGGAUCUAUGGUACCUUUAAAGACAUUAGUUAAGAACAAUUUUAAUAUUAUUGAUACUGCUACGCUCUUUGCUAUUUUAAAUAAAGAUAAUAUUCAAAUCGGUAAAAAAAUUACUAAAGUGAAAUAUGAAGAAUUUGAAAACAGUUAUGUACAACGAACUAUAUGUCGGUUUAUUACAUUAGAACAGAAAACAAAUCAUACUCUUUAUAUCAUAAAUGAUGCUGAUACUAAACCGAUAAUACCAGAUGGAGAACUUGAUGUUAUUUUAAUUUCUGACAAAAAAGAAUCAUUUAUUACAUACUGCGAAACAUACGUAGAUAAAAACAUUCAUUGGUUUAUUCAACAAAAUGAUAAUUGUGUGUGGCAAAUGUCGAGAGGUUCAUUGCAUGGCAUAUAUGAACAUGUUGGUAAGAGUUCGCGUCAGUCUUUUAAAUACAAACCUAAUACGUUAUUUGAGACUGAUGAAAAAGUUAUAAUAUUAUCUGCUGAACCUGGAAUGGGAAAAUCAACAUUUAUGACGUAUCUAUCCAUUCAAACAAAAUUAAAUUAUCCCAGCAAUUGGAUACUAAGAAUAAAUUGCCUUGAUUAUAAAAACAUUUUUAGUUAUUGGCAUGAAAACAACACCGUUAUUGAUUUAAAAGAUGUUAUGAAGCUGUUGUACGUGGCCAGUAACCUGUUAGUAACUAAGAAGAAAAUGGCUGUUAAUUUAGCUGAUUGUUUUAGAUAUAACUUGAGUGUUAAUGUUUACCCAAAUGGUGACGUUUUUAUAGAUACUAAUGAUCAGGAAUUUUUCGGUUUAGACUAUCUGGAAGUAGAAUUGUUCAACAAUAUGUAUAAUAACGGUCAAGUAGUGGUUAUAAUAGAUGGUUUUGAUGAAAUUAGUCCGGAUUAUUUAAACGAAGUUAUGGCUUUGCUGGAAAUUUUGAAAAAAUCCAAAGUCAGUCGACUAUGGGUCGCGACGCGACCAUACAAUAUUGUUAAUAAUUUAGAACAAAGAUUAGGGACAUUCGCGUUCUCAUUAGAAAAACUAUCGAUAAACGAUCAAUAUGAUUUAUUUGAAAAACUGUGGGGGAAAACAGUGAACGAAAAAUCAAAUGAUAGGUUAAGAUUUUACACUGAAAAUUUUAUUAAACCAAUAAGUCUGGUACUUUACGAUCAUGAAAAAGAUUUUAUGAGUAUACCAUUGCAUGUUUAUAUGAUUGCGGAAAUCUAUCAAGACUUUUUUAAAGAUUACUAUGAUGUAUAUAUACCUAAAUUGUCAGAUGACUAUAUGAAUAAAAUAAAAGAUAUAAAUACUUUAACCCUGUACGAAAGAUUUGUGAAUAUAAAAUUUUAUUAUAUUCACUUUGGGGUGAAGAAACCUUAUAUCUAUGAUAGAGAUCCAGUUAUGAAGAAAAUGAUCGAAAAGGAACGCAGAGAUUUCAUUAAAACCCAUAAAAAAUUAGCAGCGCAUACAGUAUUAAACAAAACUGUUAAAAGUUUGUUUUCAAUGGAAGAUAUACGUGAAAUAAACGAUGCCCUAGAACAAGUGAGGCAAGGUGAGGAAAGAAUUGGUAUAAUUGAUAGAGUUGUCGGUGAUGAGCCACAAUUCGUUCAUUUAACAUUCGCCGAAUAUUUCGCAACCGAAUAUCUUUGUGAUAAAUUAAAGGCGAAAGAAUGUCCUGUUGAUGUGUGGAUUUAUUUGUUCGAUACAAUUUUUAUCACAGGUGAAGGUAUUAAAUUAAGAAUGUUUUUUAAUUUGAAACUUGCGGCAGAUAAAGAGUUAUACAAAUUAUGCGAAAAUGUAAAAUAUAAACAAGAAAUUUUUCACACCUUAAUGAAACAACGUGAAGAAUGUUCACUAUCAAUUAGUUUAGUAGAAUAUGCCGGAACAUUUGCGAUGUUUUUAUUGGAAUGUAUAAAAGAUGUUUUGACUAAAAAUAAUUUGGGUGACUUCAUCAAUCAUAUAAUUCGGAGAAAAAGAGUAUCUUGUACGUUUUGCUCCAUAAUAAAUGGAAGGUUUCAAAAUGUUUUAGAGACUGUAUUGAGUCUCAUUAAACAGGUUGAUAAAAGCAGAUUGCUUGAACUGUUUACAUGUGGAGAUGUUCCAUUGUUUAAUGCUUUAGGUAUUGCUGUAACAUAUAGUGGUGCAUUUCCAGCGGACAAAGUAUUACUUGAUGUUAUGCUGACUUCGGUCGAAGACAAUGACGUAGCGUUGAAACUGUUUACUAUGCCAUCCAAUAUGGGACUGCUCAAGAAUACCAUAAUUCACGUUUUGAUUAUGAAUCGUCACAGUCUUGGAACGUUAUUCAAACAUUUGUUAAGAUUUAACGAGAAACAACGUACGAUUAUUUUUAGUACAUUCGAUGCUGAUGGUAAGCUAGCAGCGCAUUUCGCAGCUCAGCAGGGUGAUCUAGAAUUUUUCGAAAUGUUGGAUUUUCUUUUAGGUAAAGACAGUUUCCAAAUGAUUUGCAUGACGUACGACAACAUAGGACGUACAGUUUUUGAUUAUUUACUACAAAGCGUUCGUGAUACUAAAAUACUAGAAUUGGAAAAACCAUUUAAAGAGUUAUACGAAUAUAAUAAAUCUGAAAAUUGUGUACGGUACGCAAGGGUGAAUAAAUAAAAGAAAGGUACCUACCAAGAUACAAAUUAUUACAUUUUAUUUCCCUUCACGUUUAGAAAAUCAAAAUCAAUUGUUAUAAACUUUAUUAUAGACUUUUUAUAUCCUUGAAGUUCCAAACUGUUUAUAAAAGUACUUGGACCAAUUAUUAAUUAAAUUUAGGCCAAAAUAGGUUUGUAAAAAAAGUGACCCACAGUAGAACAUCUUCGCCUACUUACCAGACUUAUGGAAAUACAGCUUCGUUUACAAUAUUAUCAGAUUUUUUAUGCUAUAAUAUAAAAAUAAAUAAACAGUUAUGUGAAAUAUCGUUUAUUCACGACAGCAAGCAGCUAAUUAAUCGCACAUUCCAGUAUUACGUAGUAUAUAGUAGGUACACUACUAGAAUCACAGGUGUUAGUCGUUAUUGACUAAUGAUGGUUUGUUUACACCAACUCGCAGGUUAAUAAAUUGUAAAGCUCAUAACAAAUGGUCAACUGAAAGUCACUAUGCUUAAAUCACAUUAAGAUAGGUAACAACAAAAAUCUGUUCUGUUUGGUCCAUUUUUGAAAUAUAAAACAAUUGUGAUCAUUUAUUGAAAAGGCAAUUAAUGAAUAACAAACCAUGUUGCAAGUUUGCUUCAAGAGCUAUUAAUAACCGUCUUCUAAAAUACAAUGUAUACGUAAAAUAUAACUUGUUAUUUUUUAUUAUAGGAGAAAUAUAGGUCUUAAUGGAACUUUGAUAUAUAUUAUUUUCCAUCUUAACAAGGUUGCAAUUUUAAAUUUCCUUACGUGCAGUGUAUUAAACGCUUCGGAAACUUGGAACAGAAACAUUAGACAAAAUAAUAAUAUCCAUUGAUAAUACAUUUAUUACAAUAUUAUUUAUGUUAAGAAUUAUAAAGAUAUAAAUAAGUUUAAAUUAUUAUCUAACAAUGUUCGCUUAUUUACAUCAGUAUGUUAAAAUUAUUUUAUACAAGAAUUAUACAAUUAAUAUGUUACUUAUUACACUAUAGAUAUGAUACACUGUACAGAGAUAUGUUGCAUCAGAUGCACUGUUAAUGAUGCACAAUACCUAUAUAGGAAUAAACAUUUACAACCAACUUAUUUAGCAAUCAAAUGUACGAUAAUAUGUUAAGGAAACUACAAUUAUAAUAUUAUAUAAUAUUGUUCUUUAAAUAAAGUUAAUCUACAAUUAAAUAAGUUUUGUGUAGUAAUAACGGAUUAUAAACGAGUCCAUGGGAAACCAAAUUAGUUUGUUUGUUUACAAUUAACACAUUAUAAAUAAUUUUCUGUAUAUUUACA
Molecule: messenger RNA, 6458 nt
Organism: Manduca sexta (tobacco hornworm)
Lineage: Eukaryota; Metazoa; Arthropoda; Insecta; Lepidoptera; Sphingidae
Exons: 2
Coding region: 367-5184 (1605 amino acids)
Source: RefSeq, a predicted model, not a curated record